GCCCUCAGUGUGGUGGCAACCUCGCGCUGUUUCGCACAGCACGUUGCCCGACCGAACGCACGCAACUAACGGAUCACGGAUUCCAAAUACGAAAUUUUUAUUUUUAUUUUUAAAUAAAAACUUUUUUCAUUUCUUUUCUUUUCUAUACGAACGCCAUUUAAUAACGUUCGAUAUUUAAUUUAAACUUUUGAAUUAGAAAUUGUUUUUUUCUAAAAAAGUUAACUUUCGGUAUGUGUUGUUUUUGAUUACGAUUUGUAAUUAAGAAAAAGUUGUGUUGUUUAAUAUUUUGAUUUGUAAAUAAGUGUUUGUGGUGAUCAAAAUGGCGAAAGCUAUGGCAGUGCUUCAAGGGUUGGGCCACAAAGUAAGUGGCAAGGAACAGGAAUGCCGCACGUUGCAAGUCAACAUGCCAUCUCCGAGGCCUGUUGACAUAGAAUUUAACAACAUCACGCUACAAGUCUCGGAGGGACUGACCUCAAGAAAAAAAAAGACGAUUCUAAAAGGUGUAUCUGGGCUAUUUAAGUCCGGUCAACUGACUGCCAUAAUGGGUCCUUCGGGCGCCGGUAAAUCUUCCCUCAUGAACGCAUUAACAGGAUUCUCGACUAAGGGCGUCACUGGGAGUAUACGUGCAGGAGACAGUAUUUGUGAAUUAAAGCCUAAAGGCUCACUUAGUUCCCUUAAAGAAUAUAGGAAGAAAUCUUGUUACAUACUACAGGAUGACCGAUUAAAUCCAUUGUUUACUGUGGCUGAGCUGAUGAAGUUCGCAGCUGACAUGAAGCUAGGUGACACCUUAACGGACAAAUUGAAGCUAAGCGUCAUAAACGAAAUAAUUAAUACACUAGGCUUAUCAGGAUCAGAAAACACGAGGUGCGCGAGUCUCUCUGGUGGACAGAAGAAACGGUUAUCGAUAGCGGUGGAACUGAUUGACAACCCUCCCGUGCUUUUCUUAGAUGAACCUACUACAGGCUUAGACAGCAGCACAUCAGCGCAGUGCAUGCAACUUCUAAAGAACUUAGCAAGCAAUGGACGCACGAUAGUCUGCACUAUUCACCAACCUCCUGCAUCCGUAUACUCGCUAUUUGAUCAGGUAUACAUGCUUGCAGAUGGCAUGUGUAUUUAUCACGGAGCCAGUGAGAACACUGUCCCUUACCUGGCAUCAGUGGGGCUUCAGUGCCCGAUGUACCACAAUCCUGCUGAUUACAUUCUAGAAAUUGCUACCGGAGAGUAUGGAAAAUUCAACGAGUUCUUAGCGGAAAAGUGUUCGAACCAUAUAUGGGCGGAGAAACCAGCUAUCCUGCCAGUACCCGACAGAAUCAGCGAAGUGAUAUCUUUAGGAAAAACAUCAGUUAUCAUCAAUCCACCUCACGAAUUGUAUAAAUUUGGAAAACUAUUCAGGCGGUGCGUCUUACAACAGUAUAGAGAUUGGACUGUGUCACACCUCAAACUGUUCAUGCACAUGGUCAUUGGUGUGCUCCUCGGCUUGCUCUACGAAAAAGCUGGUAGUGAUGGAUCCAAGACUGUCAGCAAUCUCAGUUUCCUAUUGGUCAGCACUGUAUACCUUUGCUACACGUCACUCAUGCCUGCUGUAUUGAAAAUACCAACCGAGAUGUCAGUUUUGAAGAAAGAGAACUUCAAUAACUGGUACAAUCUCAAAACGUACUACGCAGCGCUGCUCGUCACCGGCAUGCCAUUGCAGAUCAUCUACAGUUUCGUGUAUUCAGUACCGUCGUACUUCCUAUCUGGGCAACCGGCAGAACCGUACCGGUUCGUCAUGUUUGUCAUAGCACUCGCCAACGUGGCACUCCUUGCUGAAGCCAUGGGCAACGUCAUCGGAACAUGCUUCAACCCUGUGAAUGGAACCUUCCUAGGAGCGAUAUGGACGUGUGCAAUGAUCGUAUAUGCAGGGUACUUGGUCCUUCUAGCACAUAUGAACACAGUCAUGCGAGCUGUAUCACAUGCUUCGUUCCUAAGAUACGCAUUUGAAGCUCUAGUAUUGGCCAUCUACUCCAAUGGACGUCAGCCUUUAAACUGUCCUGAGGAUGUCACGUAUUGUCAUUUGAAGCAUCCGAAGACUGUCAUCAACGAGUUCAGUCUCAAGCCGGACAACUACUGGGUCGACAUCUGCAUUCUAGUGGGAGAACUCGUCUUCAUCAGGAUAUUAGCUUACUUCACAUUGAAGAGAAGCGUCAAGGCGUCUACCUAAGUCAAAUAAUUAUAUUAUACCAUAUUACUAGGGACUUUACAGUUCUUUUGGUGUUUGAUCAAUAAUGCAAUGGUAAUAUACCGGUUCUUUUAAUACCAUACAUGAUGUUAAAUGUAAAUAGACUAAUUUACAAUACAACAAAGUAUGAAGUACUUUGGUACUACAGCACUACAAAGUGUCCUUAGUUCUUUAAACCCAGAGACAGAAUAACACGUGUAGCCUUUAUGCCGCCGGAAACAAAGUUGAAACUCGUUUAACCGGGUGCCUAUAAUUAUGAAAUUAAUUUAAUUUAAAGUUGGUCCUUUGAGUUUCACUUCGAAUAUAAGGACCAAUUUUUUGGACACCUAUUUUUAGUAAUAUGUAAGAAUAUUGUUCAAACAGUAUGUGAUAAAAUAUAUUUGUACGAAUAUUAUCUACAUUACGACUGAUUUAAAAAAAAUAGACGUGCAAUUGCCUAGCACGUACUUAAGCCUAUAAAUAAAAUGCUAAAGGGCCUACUUGGUAUGAGUCUCAGCAAGCGGUCUCGAAAGAUAUUGUUUUAAGGGUGGGAAACUCUAGCCUAAUAGUUAAAGGCUAUAAUAAUUCUAUUGCCUUUUCUUAUACAUAAUUAUAGCAUUAUAUUCUUGUUAGGCAAAAAACAAAGCCUAUUUAUUACCUACACGGUUCAUUGGUGUUUCUAUACGAAAUAAUUGCCAUAGGUCACCAAUAUUAUAUAAAUAGGUAGGUAGUACUAUUAUUUAAUUAGACACUUUUAUUUAAACAUUUGUUUCAAAACAGCUGUGCAGACAUUGUAAUUGCCUUAAAUAAUAUCGUAAGUCAUUUUAGGGUUAUUGGCGAAGUGGGAUUAUUAUGGAAGGAAAUAAUAAAUAAGUAAUUAUUUUUAUUAAAGCAUUUAUUGACUUGUAACAAAGGGGCCUUCGGUCCGCGUUUUGGUCCUUUGUGUAAUGUAAUAAGGUAGAUAUUUAUGGAUGUAUUAAGACAAAAAUCUUUAGGCAGCAGCACUUACAAAAAGUAUAGAAAACAGUUCAUUAAAGAACAUAAUUAUUUUUAUUUGGUAACCUAAAGAUUUCGAAAUUAAAAUUGAACAGAGUUUUCAAUUUUCAUAUGUAGCUAUAAGUAAAUAAUUAAAUAUAAAAAGGUGUGAUUAAAUGGAUCUGGUUAGUGUUAAGUAGUAAGUAUUAAUUUAUAAGUAACUAGUUACCACUACAUUGUCAUAAUAUAAUAUGAACAAGUUGUAACUCCUGUGAUAAGUUCUCUUUUAGAAUAUAAGUACGUGUUAGUACUUAAAUAAUGGCUCUCCAAGUGAAUUUCAAAUGUUUUUGUAAACGCUAAUGCGGAGGGAAAAUAAUAUUUAUUGAGUAGGUACCUAUGUUUGUAAUAACACCUUAUUACUUGGUACUAAAGACUAAAGUACCUUAGAAUUUAAUCUUACCUACUAAAUGUUACCAACAAUUAUUAUGUUUCGUAUGUGCCCACAAAAUCUGUAAAUAGAUACAUAUUGUAAAACAAUUAAAAGUUCAUUUGUAUUCACUACAUUUACAGUAGGGUAUUAAAAAGUCACAAUAAUCAAUAAUAUAAAUAUUUAUAAUGUAACUUUCGUGAGACAGACUUAAUUAAUUAUUAUGUUUUUCGACUUACGCAACUGUUAUAACAGGAACUCGACUAGUUUCAAGUGCAAUACUACUCAUGAAUAUGAGCCUCUAAAAUGACUUGAAACUAGUCGAGUUUCUCGUCAAACAGUUACGUGAGUAAACCGAAAAACAUAAUAAUUAAUAUAAAUAUUUUUGUAUGUAGGCAAAUCAUAGGUAUGGUUUAAAUGUGAAAACAAUGUGUUUAUUAUUAAGACAAAAAUUAAAAUAAUGAAUGACUAAUAACUGAA
Spodoptera frugiperda (fall armyworm) is the source of this 4079-nucleotide messenger RNA. Its product is annotated as ATP-binding cassette sub-family G member 4. The record is from RefSeq and is a predicted model, not a curated record. The transcript is spliced from 12 exons. Gene Ontology annotation, molecular function: ABC-type transporter activity; ATP binding; ATP hydrolysis activity. Gene Ontology annotation, cellular component: plasma membrane. Lineage: Eukaryota; Metazoa; Arthropoda; Insecta; Lepidoptera; Noctuidae. The coding region runs from base 320 to 2200 and encodes 626 amino acids.